Messenger RNA from Dictyostelium purpureum, 246 nucleotides. RefSeq lists its product as uncharacterized. The transcript is spliced from 3 exons. The annotation marks the transcript as partial. The record is from RefSeq and is a predicted model, not a curated record. Gene Ontology annotation, biological process: fatty acid metabolic process. Gene Ontology annotation, molecular function: fatty-acyl-CoA binding. NCBI's taxonomy places the organism in Eukaryota, Evosea, Eumycetozoa, Dictyosteliales, Dictyosteliaceae.
UUUGAAAAAGCCGCUGCUGAAGUUAAAGCCUUCAAAACCAAACCAUCAAAUGAAGAAUUAUUAGAACUCUAUGCCUUAUACAAACAAGCUACCGGUGGUGACAACAACACUUCACAACCAUGGGCUGUUCAAGUUGAAGCUAGAGCCAAACAUGAUGCCUGGUCAACCAAAAAAGGUUUAUCACAAGAUGAUGCCAAGACCCAAUACAUCGCCUACGUUGAAAAAAUCAAACCAACCUAUGCUUAA